AUGCGAGCGCGAAGAGGAGUGCAAUACGCUUAUAAAGACCACACGGCUGACAUUCAGAUACACGCCUGGGGAUGCGAUCUCGCUGAAGCCUACGCCUGGGCCGCGCUGGCGAUGUUUGAUUACAUGACCCCGCUGGAGGACUGCGCUCGAGUGCGGACGACGCGAUUCAAGGAAAUACGCGCGAGCGGGCAUGAUUUAGACACCUUGCUCUUCGCAUUUCUCGACGAGCUUUUGUUCACGUUUCACACAGAGAUGCUCAUAUGCACGGCGGUGCAAGUUUGCGAGUUCAAUCGAGACGAAUGGAGUAUUCGAGCAGUUGUGGGCGGGACGACGUUCGUCGACGGUGAGACGCGUCAAGGCACGGAGAUUAAAGCCAUCACAUACAGCGCGAUGAAAAUCAUAGAACGAGGCGAGAUUAGCAAAGACGAUGAAAGCACCGGAGUACAUCGCGCAGAGUUGUUCGUCAUCGUUGACAUUUAG
Molecule: messenger RNA, 480 nt
Organism: Ostreococcus lucimarinus CCE9901
Lineage: Eukaryota; Viridiplantae; Chlorophyta; Mamiellophyceae; Mamiellales; Bathycoccaceae
Exons: 1
Coding region: 1-480 (159 amino acids)
Biological process (GO): tRNA splicing, via endonucleolytic cleavage and ligation
Cellular component (GO): tRNA-splicing ligase complex
Source: RefSeq, a predicted model, not a curated record